GCCACAUACUUUUAGUAACUUACUGUACAUACAUACUCCUAUAUGAAAUGAAAACUAUACUGUAGUUAUAAGUAGAAGACUUUUUAUUUGUAAAAGAAAAACACGAGUUCUUCAUAAUACAUUCAUGAGUUGUAGCUCAGAAUAUCGCUGUUAUCGUUUUGGUUUGGGUUUUAAACUUAUCUAAUUCAUUAUUGUUAGAGAUUCGUACCUGCGGUGCUUUAACGCAGAAUGCCUACGCCAGAAAAACCACCAUCGCCGAUUCCUAUUACUCAAGAACAAUCGAUAUUCUCGGCGAACGAAUCACAAGUACAGCAUGAUGUGAACGUCGGUAAAUCCAAUCAGGAAGUGGAACAAGCUCAUGGAUCUGCCAUGCAUUUUCAGCUGUCUUUCUCUCCACACAAGCUUUCUCCAAACUCGGUGAAGGCACAGCAGAUAUAUUGCAGGUUGAGCUGUUCUUCCUCGGCGAGCACUCCUCUACACUUAACACCUGCGAUGCCUGAGCUGCCAGUAUUAUGUGCUUCCUCUCCAGUCUGUUCACCCCCAGCUGCCCCCUCAAUCCCCAUGAUGCAGAUCUUCUUCCCUCCUAAUUUUCCGGUGAGUCCUCUCCUGCCCCCAUCGCCGACUUGCGACUAUUCGGCGAACAGCUUCUUAGACUCUCAUCAAACUAACAGCUUUCUCAAUCACCGAUUGACGGAAAGUCUCAUCAAUAUUAUCUCACAGAACAACAUUUUUAACGAUUCUUAGAUUUUGUUACGAUUUCUUUUUAAUGAUUUUAGCUACUAUACCCUGUUUGAUUUUAUUUAUUAAUGAUCUUAGUUCUUUCCUGUUGUGUUUGUAUAUCAACAAUGUUAUUUUUUAAAUGAUCUUUUACUAUUGUCUGUUAUAUGAUCCUUCGUUGAGCAAUGAGUAACUAACCUAAUUUCACAGACACUACUCAUUAUGAUCGAGGUGCCUUAAUGUUAUUUCGAUAUACAUUGUUAUUAUUCUUUUGAUGUAAUUAAUAAUUUUACGAUAUUUUGAUGUUUGUUCACAUUUUAAAUUAACUUGUUAAUGUCAGUUGCUGCAAAAAAAUAUAUUUAUAGAUAACCUUAGUAAUUAUAUCUUUAUUAUGAUAUUCCUCUAUCCUGUAUCAGUCUUGGUGUACACCUAGGGCACUACUGACGUACGCCGAUCAACAAAAAUGACGUCUACUGUCACACCC
Acanthoscelides obtectus is the source of this 1201-nucleotide messenger RNA. The record is from the annotation of a GenBank genome assembly. Lineage: Eukaryota; Metazoa; Arthropoda; Insecta; Coleoptera; Chrysomelidae.